Molecule: messenger RNA, 1084 nt
Organism: Gossypium arboreum
Lineage: Eukaryota; Viridiplantae; Streptophyta; Magnoliopsida; Malvales; Malvaceae
Exons: 4
Coding region: 95-748 (217 amino acids)
Source: RefSeq, a predicted model, not a curated record
CAAAACAAAAAAACAGAAUUUUCCCGCUAACCCCAAACCAGAUUCAUCACUCCAUCCUUCUAGAGCUUAGAAUUCUCUGCAAAUCCCAGUAAAUAUGGAAGAAACAACAAAACCAAGAAGAAAAGCCAGCAACAGGAAACCCCUCACUGAUCUCACCAAUACAAUCCCAUCCUCUCUUCCUUUUUCACAAUCCUCCUCUGCUUCUAUCAAAACCCAAAUCAAAUCUUCGCACCCUUCGGAUCUUAAAUCCCUUCCUAGCAACCCCAAUACCAGCCUUAAGCGCACCUCUAAGCUUACUCCCACUGACUCCACCAAAAAUAUAAAUAAUAAUAACAAUGACAAGAAGGAAAAUGAAAUUUGUCCGAGUGACAAUGCAAAUCCUAGCUCCAAGCCGUCUCCGCCGUCAAAAACACCUUCCCUUUCGGAUUUUGAGCCUUGUACAGUUUACAGGAGACGCACUGCUAAGAAAAAGAAGAGUAAAGGGAAGGAAGUUGCGGAGCCUUUGAGUAGCCUUUUUGAAACGAGGACUCCCAGCUUAAGGAAAAAGAAGGAUGAAGAUGGUGAUAUUGGUAUCUCUAAAUCAUGCCCAAUGCCAUGUAAAAAGAAGCAAUGCCGAGACAAGGCUGAGAUAAAUGCUUCUAAGGUUGACUUGCCCCAAGAUUUCAUCAACAAACAAAGAGCGUAUUUUGCGGAGGUUGAUGCAUUUGAACUGGAAGAGGAGGUUGCAUCAGGUAAUGAGUCGAACUAGAUGAAAAAAGGUAUAGAACUGAAUGAGUUAGGAUAAUGCAAUUAAGAUGAUCUAACCCUGUAAAACUCUCUGUAUAUAGUUACCAAAAUAACCAUCUUACCUUAGCUAUAUCAUCACCACGAGAGUCUUGUUUACAGUAGUUUUAUAUUGGAUUUGGCAUUCUACUUUUCUAUGUUUAGCAAAAGGCUUUUUGAUUCCUUUGCGAUUUGUGAAUUAUUGAUAUCAUGUUAUUGAGGAACUGCUUGUCAAAUAUGUGUUGACCAAAAUGAUUUUGGUUUAUAGGAGGGGAUGAUUAGUUGACCUGUCGAAAGACCGGGUUAGGUUUCUGAAUUACAA